CAGGCCGCUAGAAGGCGCUGGUCGAUAUAGUCCCUUCUCUCCGUGGUUAUGAAUGAUCUUGAGUUCAGAGUUGAAUGUUUGACAGAAAGCUAAAUAUGGAUUCCAUAUUUCAUGAGAAACAAGAGGGCUCUCUUUGCGCCCAACACUGUCUGAACAACCUCCUGCAGGGUGAGUAUUUCACUCCUGUGGAUCUGUCCUCCAUCGCUCAUCAGCUUGAUGAAGAGGAGAGGAUGAGGAUGGCAGAGGGAGGUAUGGCCAGUGAGGAGUAUAGGACCUUCUUACAGCAACCGUCUGGCAACAUGGACGACAGCGGAUUCUUUUCAAUUCAAGUAAUUAGCAAUGCACUGAGAGUCUGGGGCUUGGAGCUAAUCCUCUUCAACAGCCGGGAGUACCAGAGCCUGAUGAUUAAUCCCAUAAAUGAGAAAGCCUUCAUUUGCAACUACAAGGAGCACUGGUUUACUAUACGCAAACUAGGACAACAGUGGUUUAACCUGAAUUCACUGCUGACUGGACCAGAGUUGAUAUCAGACACCUAUCUAGCCCUUUUCCUUGCACAGUUACAACAAGAAGGUUAUUCCAUAUUUGUGAUCCGAGGAAACCUCCCUGAGUGUGAAGCAGAGCAGAUUUUAGGGAUCAUGAGGGUGCAUCAGCAGCAGCGACCAAAGCUUAUUGGAGAAGAUGAAGCCCAGACAAGUGCUGGCAGGUCGGCAGCUCAGAGCCAGGUGGAUAUGACCUUUGCUGUGGAGGACGAGGUUGUAGAUGAAGACGAAGAGCUGAAGAAAGCUCUGGCACUCAGCCGACAGGACAUAGACGUGGAAGAUGAAGAAGCUGAUCUCCGCAGAGCCAUACAGCUUAGCAUGCAAGGAGCAGUGAUGAGCAACAAGCCCUCUGAGUCUGAAAUGGGAAACGUGAAAUUGGCAAGCCAGGCAGCGGGGAGUUCUGCAGUAGGGCAAAGAGCAGGCCAGAAUGAGGCGCUCACAGCUGAAGAACUGCGAAAGAGGAGACAAGCCUAUUUUGAUCGGCAGCAGCAACAAGCUCAGUCGAACAUUCCUCAGCAACCGGACACAAAAUCAUCAGGUGGCUCAGGAUCAGUGAACACUGGCUCUGGAGAGGACCAACAACAAAAGCCCAGCCAGUGAAAGUGUGCACGGUUUGCCUAUGUUGUUUACCAGCUGCCAGGAUUGGCAACCCCGUACAGGGGAAGCUUUGCUCCUUGCUCUAACCUUUUGCACCUGCGAACAUAAGGACAGUCAGAAGGCUGACGCGUUUCCCCUGGUUAGUUCGCUGACGGGCAAUAGAGAAGAGAACAACGAUGAGGAAAAGGCAGCAGUUAGUCUAGUCUAACUCAGCGAGACACUGACGCUGGGAAAAGGGUGACCACAGAACCCACAAUGCAGUUUAUCCAAGUUUGCAUUUGCCUUUUUGCCAUGGCGCCUUCUAUUUCUAUUGUACACUGUUUUUUAUUCUUGUUUUUUUCCCCACAAGAGAUGAAAAACAAACAGUGUGUUUAUCUAUUUAGGGGGAAUACAUAUGGAGGGGAAUACAUAUGGAGGGGAUUGUUCUGUGAAAGCCAAUAGGACAGCAAACACACAGAUAAGAGGUUUGAUAGAUAAUAGUGUGACCCCCACUUUUACUUUGGACUUGUGUUUGUAGAACAUAAGAAGUAUUUCCAACUCCUGCCCCACCCAAACACCAGUUUAGCUCUGAAAUCACUUCUAGUACUGAAAUAUAUUUUAGCAAUCAGCACUAACAUGUGUCAGUCGUUUGUUCUUUCCUAAUCUUUACUUGUGAACAUCUAAGAGUAGUAUUCCAAAAACAACAUAUAACUGAUGUUGUGGCUUUGUUAUUACCCAUAAGUGUAUAAGUAGGCAUAAUCAAAUCUAAGAUUACACAGCUUUUCCAUUUAGGAUGGACAGUGCACAAAAAAACUAUAAAGCUAUUUGCUGAAUCUAAGAGGCUUUUGACUGAUGCAUAUUUUUCAUGUCUUGUCCAGAUUAAGUUGGCAUGUAACGCGGAACAAAAAAUAAACCUUUAAACAACAUUAAACUACUGCUGCUAAAUCAAAAAAUAUUUUUUCCAGCAAAUAUGAACACCAAAAAAACGAAAAACAGUUUGAGACGUCCAGUCCAGUCUAACUAGUUUAGGACUGCCUCUGUCGUUCCUCCUCAUCAGUAUUUGUCAUGAGCUGUUUAGGGAAAUUAAAAAACAUCUUUUUGAUGUACCUUCACAAGUGGUUGAUAGUUUAACCCUGUAAUUAGAUUUUAAUUUCACUGCUUAGACUUGUCUUCUAUUCCAAUAAUGCACUGAGGUGGCCAUUGGUUAAAUCUAUAGAAGCUAUUUUCGGAUUGAUGGCCUUCAGAAAUAACAGUAGUGAGGGGAGGGACAUCAUUUUUAUGAUUUUAAAACCCAAAGAUAGAACAAAACGUCACCGUGUAUUUGUUGCAUUUUUGUUUCUACAACAAUCUCUUCUUGCUUUCCCCCUUCUUUUUUUUUUAAAAGCAAAAGGAUGUUAAUUGAUUGAGCACAUAACUGCAUUAAAAAUGUUUGUUUACAGUUAUUUUGAUUGCUGGAACCAAUGACAGCAUGGAUAUAUCUUGGUGCCUCCAAAAAAGUAUUCAGUCUCAUACAAACUCAACUUUUUGUACUGGAUGACUUCUAAGAAAGAUCCAUGUUGUCCUUAUUGUUUUCAUUUCCUUUGGAUAUGUUAGGCCUUUUUUUCUAUUUAAAUGACACUUGUGAAAGUGCAUGAAAUGUUGGUUGUUGGGUGUUUAUCAUUACAUUGUUUUUCACUACAUUCUCACAAUAAGUACUCUUACAAAUCUUUUUUCUUAUAUUUCACAUGUUACCAUAGCACAUUCUUUGAUUUAAUGUAUUAGGUCUUGUUCCGGGAUUAAAGUGACAUUCACUCCUG
Messenger RNA from Eleginops maclovinus (Patagonian blennie), 2911 nucleotides. It is a transcript of the gene atxn3, whose product is annotated as ataxin 3. The coding region runs from base 75 to 1139 and encodes 354 amino acids. Gene Ontology annotation, molecular function: cysteine-type deubiquitinase activity. The record is from RefSeq and is a predicted model, not a curated record. NCBI's taxonomy places the organism in Eukaryota, Metazoa, Chordata, Actinopteri, Perciformes, Eleginopidae. Gene Ontology annotation, cellular component: nucleus. The transcript has 11 exons. Gene Ontology annotation, biological process: protein deubiquitination.